AUGGAAGGCAAGCCCGAUAUCAGCAUCUACUUUUCCCGGUUACCAUUUGGAAACCGCACUUGGAGUGAAGCUAUCAAAGUGACGCACGACGAGACACGAAGUGAGCAAAAUCCCGUCAUGUUCCAGCACCCUUCUGGUGAGCUCUGGCUCCUGUAUACGUCUCAGCAAGGAGGGAACCAAGACUCAGCCGUCGUCAAGCGUACGAUCUCCUUCGAUGACGGGAAUGCCUGGAGUGACCCUACAGUUAUCUUCGACGAGCCUGGCACCUUUAUCCGGCAGCCCGUUAUCAUCCUAAAAAACGGCAUCUUUGUGAUCCCAACCUUUAAGUGCCGCGUUGAACUGGGUGCAAAGUGGAUUGGCAACGAUGACAUUUCAGCCAUCCGCACGUCUGAUGAUCAGGGCCAGACUUGGUCUGAGAUUCCAAUCGCCGAGAGUACGGGGUGCGUGCAUAUGGAAAUCCAGCGUCUGAAGACCGGGGAAUAUCUCGCCCUCUAUCGCAGCCGAUGGGCAGAUUUCAUCUACUCCUCAACAUCGCCGGAUGGAUUAGCAUGGACGGCGCCGAAGCCGACCUCGCUGCCGAAUCCUAAUGCUGGGAUCUGCUUUGAUGUUCUACCCUCGGGUCGUGUGGUUGUGGUGUAUAACCACUCCUCGCGCAAGAAUGCUCUUGGGCGCAGAGAAGGGCUCUAUGAUGAGAUCAUCGAGGGGAAGGAUAGCCGUCCAAAUCAGAAGCCACGGCCAGAUGGCAAAGAAGCGUUUUGGGGAGCACCUAGGGCGCCGCUUUCUGUUGCUUGGAGCGAUGACGAGGGAAGGACGUGGCAGCACCGGACGCUGGAGGAGGGGGAUGGAUAUUGUUUAACCAACAAUAGCGAGCAGAAGCUGAAUAGGGAGCUGUCAUACCCAAGUAUGGUCGUUGGGGAGGAUGGCUCAAUCCAUAUUGCUUUUACGUUCUGGCGGCAGACGAUCAAAUAUGUGCAGAUAGGGGAGAAUUUCUUCGGAGUGUAG
Messenger RNA from Aspergillus nidulans FGSC A4, 1002 nucleotides. RefSeq names its product sialidase family protein. Bases 1 to 1002 code for a protein of 333 amino acids. Lineage: Eukaryota; Fungi; Ascomycota; Eurotiomycetes; Eurotiales; Aspergillaceae. The transcript has a single exon. The record is from RefSeq and is a predicted model, not a curated record.